AUGAAAGACAAUACUAAUGCUAGCACUGAUGAAAAUUUUGAAAAUGAUGCUAAGACCAGUGCCGAUGAGAAAGUUGAAAGUGAUAUUGACAUUAAUAUGAAUGAAGAUGGCACCAAUAUCUAUAUAAAUUUCGCUGAUGAUGCUAGUCUUGGAUCUGAUAAUGAAGAUAUUAUUGACAAUCUAGAUAUAAUUGAUCAAAUAAUUACUCAUGAUAAUGAUAGUAAUAUUAGUGAUUGUAAUGAUACUAAUAAAAUAAACAGUAAAGAGUUUUCGCAUACUGCAUAUCGAGAUUUUAUUGAAAUUAUAAUAAAGUAUCAACUUUUUUAUAAGGCUGAUGAUGCUGUAUUAAAGUUUAUGAAAAAGUAUAGUAAAAUUUCGAGAAGUCUCUGCCUUGAUCAACAAAGAUGGCCUCUAUUUCUUGGAUAA
Dentiscutata erythropus is the source of this 426-nucleotide messenger RNA. The record is from the annotation of a GenBank genome assembly. NCBI's taxonomy places the organism in Eukaryota, Fungi, Glomeromycota, Glomeromycetes, Diversisporales, Gigasporaceae.